Messenger RNA from Plasmopara halstedii, 165 nucleotides. RefSeq lists its product as uncharacterized. The record is from RefSeq and is a predicted model, not a curated record. NCBI's taxonomy places the organism in Eukaryota, Oomycota, Peronosporomycetes, Peronosporales, Peronosporaceae. The transcript is spliced from 2 exons. Bases 1 to 165 code for a protein of 54 amino acids.
AUGACGAAAUUACUUCAAGGAAUAGGAAUGUGCAAUUGCAUUUUGGAUAGUGUAUUCAAGUGUAACAUCAAGAGCGCUGUGAUCUUAGCUCCGAUGAAUGAAAGAAUCAUUUGUUUGUGCGGAUCAUCGAUGGAGAAUAGAGCUUUGAAAAGCACUGUAAUAUAG